AUGAAGUUCCUCACUGCCACGUGCCUCGUGGCCGGCGUCUCGGCCGGCAUCGUCCACCCGCCCACGCGGGUGUACGAGCGCGACUUUGCGACCAUCACCGGCGUCAUGGCCGACGCCGGCGCCAGCAUCGAGAAGCUGACGGCCGCCGUCAACGCCUACGCUGGCGAUGUCCAGCCCAUCACCGACGCGUCGGAGGCGCUCGUGAAGACGCUCCAGGACGGCAAGGUCACGGUCGGCACCUCGGACCAGCUCGACCUGCUCGACACGGCCAACCUGUACACGCCGGUGCUCACGCUCCAGGGCCAGAGCCAGUCUCUGCUCGACGCUCUUGUGGCCAAGCGCGAUGUGAUUGAGAAGGACAACCUGUGCGACAUUACGCGCGAGCAGGUCAACGCGAUCAGCGUCAACUCCAACGCUCUCAUCGACGCCGUUGUGGCCAAGGCCUUUGAGGAGGCUCAGGAGGUUGCCAAGGAGCUCGCGCAGCCCCUCGUUGACAUCCUCAACAACUCGACCGUGCAGUUCAACACGGAGAACUGCGUCAACGCCGGCGGCGUCUCCAGCUCCACCACUGCUACCCCCACGGUCUCUCCCACGGACUCGACGACGUCGAAGCCUACCGAUACGAUCACGCCCACCCAGACCGGCACCUCUGAGACUGGCUCUGUCACGCCCACUGGUUCCGCUACUCAGACCGGCACUGUUUCCGAGACUGGCUCUGGCACCGCCACCGGUACUGGCUCUGCCACCGGCACUGGCACUACUUCCCAGCCUGGCGGCACCGAGACCGUCACUGCCACGGCUACCUCCACCGAGACCGUCCCCUGCACGACCGAGACCGGCUCUGGCACUGAGACUGCCUCGGCUACUCAGACGGGCUCUGAGCCCUGCACUACCGAGACUGCCACGGCUACUGCCACCGAGACGGCGCCCUGCCCCUCCGGCUCCGGCUCGGCUCCUGGCGGGGAGUCGUCCACCUUCGUCACCGUUCCCACCGGCGGCGGCAGCCAGCCCACUGGUGGUGAGGAGCCUACCGGCUCCCAGCCGCAGCCCACGGGUGGUGACGAGGAGCCCACGGGCUCGCAGCCGCAGCCUACUGGCGGCGAGGUGCCCACUGGCGGUGAGCAGCCCACUGGUGCGUCGCCGACGACGGCUCCUCCCGUCGUCACCGCCGGUGCCGCGCUUGUCGCCCCCGCUGGCGCCCUUGCAGUCGCCGUUGCUGCCCUCCUGAUGUAA
This is a messenger RNA of Purpureocillium lilacinum, 1233 nucleotides long. RefSeq lists its product as uncharacterized. The record is from RefSeq and is a predicted model, not a curated record. NCBI's taxonomy places the organism in Eukaryota, Fungi, Ascomycota, Sordariomycetes, Hypocreales, Ophiocordycipitaceae. Gene Ontology annotation, cellular component: extracellular region.